CAUGUUAUCAUCCUUUGAAACUGGCCACUGAUGCUCCUGAUCGUAGUCAAAAUAUUUUACAGCCAGGAGACUGCUUCAAGUCUCGCAUUCGACUUUCGGUCCAUCAACAUCCUUUUCGCAAAGGACCUCAAAAAAAUUUUAGCAAAUCAAAUCUGAAGUUUAAGAAGUAUUACAAGAACUACCUCGAUAACACGUCUCUGUCCAGCCUUCCAGCUACCAUCAGCAAGGAGUGGAGGUCCUAUGAUCUUGCCCUUCCAAAAGACACCUUCCAGCGUCAAUAUGGGCUCCAUCAGCAAGAGAAAACAAGCACAAAUUGUAAGCAAGCUCCAAAAGAUUUAUGGCAGAAGGAAGAUUACAUUUAUUCGGAAAAAUUGUCCUCAACCAUGCAGAAUAAUUUACAUUUGCGUGGACAAGAAGGGACCAAUUCAAUCGUUCCUGUCAUUGCAGGCAUUAGCGGUGAUUCAGGUAGGUCUAAAAAUAUGAAUAAAAAUUGA
This is a messenger RNA of Protopolystoma xenopodis, 494 nucleotides long. The record is from the annotation of a GenBank genome assembly. NCBI's taxonomy places the organism in Eukaryota, Metazoa, Platyhelminthes, Monogenea, Polystomatidea, Polystomatidae.